Triticum turgidum subsp. durum (durum wheat) is the source of this 498-nucleotide messenger RNA. NCBI's taxonomy places the organism in Eukaryota, Viridiplantae, Streptophyta, Magnoliopsida, Poales, Poaceae. The record is from the annotation of a GenBank genome assembly.
AUGUCUUAUUCCAUUUCUUCAAGCUCUAGAUCGGCUUCUUCCUCCAGGCCUGGCUUCCAUGGGCAAAACAGGUCCCCGGUGAGGUACAGGGUGGGGCCUAUGGACUACAAACCACCGACGCCUUGUGAAUGCAAGCACAAGCCAAAAGCAGCCAUGUGGAUCUCCUGGAGUGACGAGAACCCUGGAAGAAGGUACAAAACACGUGCCAUGUCAAGGAUGGGAGGUUGCAACUUCUACGAGUGGCACGACGAUCCCAUUGAAGAUCCCUUCCUGAAGCAACUGCUGAUUGAUCUGCGAGACAAGGUUCGCCUGCUGGAGAGGAUGAAUUCUGAACUACACAGGGGAGCGAUGGCUGUGCAAGAGAGGCAGGUUGUCCAGGCAGAGAAUCGUCUAGCUCCAGUAGCUCGUCUGCCUGCGACUGCAAGGUGUGGCUACUGGAAGAAUGUGGCCCUAUUUGUGUUGGUUGUGGCACUGGUGUGGAAUGUUUUAUUUGUCUAG